AAUUUGUUCUCUGGCUACAGUCUGCCAAGGCUGGAGAGAAGCCUGUGCCUGCAGCUGACUCGCUCCAGGAACGAUGCGCAUCCCAUCAUUCCUACCUCUCCCCCCGGAGAGCAACUGGGCUGCCUGUAUGCUCUCCCAGACUUUGUGCCAAGUGCUACUGUGGGCAGCUGUGCUAAAUCUUGUUGCUGGGACACAUGCGGAUCUCCCCAAGGCCGUGGUGAAACUUGAGCCCCCAUGGAUCCCAGUGCUCAAGGAGGACAGUGUGACAUUGAAGUGCGAAGGGACCCACAACCCUGGGAACUAUUCGACCCAGUGGCUCCACAAUGGGAGGUCCCUCCAGAGCCAGGUCCGGCCCAACUACACGUUUAAAGCCACAGUCAAUGACAGUGGAGAAUACCAGUGCAGACUGGAGCAGACCAUCCUCAGCGACCCUGUACAACUGGAAGUGAUUGCCGACUGGCUGCUGCUCCAGACCCCUCAACUGGUGUUUGAGGAAGGGGAAACCAUCAUCUUGAGGUGCCAUAGCUGGAGGAACAAACCCCUGAACAAGAUCACAUUAUACCAGAAUGGAAAAUCUGUGAAAUAUCGUCAGUCCAAUGGCAACUUCUCCAUCUCCAAAGCAAAUCACAGCCACAGCGGUGAUUACCACUGCACAGCAUUCCUAGGAAAGGGAAGACACAUGUCGAGGUCUGUGACCAUCACCGUCCAAGCCCCCAGAUCCAGCGGCGGCUCUGUACCAGUCUUGACCAUUGUAGCCGCCGUCACUGGAAUUGCUGUGGCAACCCUUGUUAUUAUCCUGGUAUCCUUGAUCUACAUCAAGCAAAAACAGGCUCCAGCUCUCCCAGGAAACCCUGAUCACAGGGAAAUGGGAGAUACCCUUCCCAAGGAAGUAGGUGAGUACAGCGUGCCCUCUGAGGGUUCAGUGCCGGGCAGCCCAGGGCCUCCAUGUGGACAGGAACCAGCAAGCAACAGCUAUUACAAUACUCCUGAUCUCAGAGAAGUUGCCAAAACUGAGGUUGAGAAUACAAUCACCUACUCACUUCUCAAGCAUCCCGAGGUUCCGGAUGAAGAUGCAGAAUCUGAUUACCAGAAACACAUUUAAUCUCCCUUGUCUUGACUUGGGACUGGAAAAAGCAAACCUUGCAGAAAGGCCAGGAUCCAGUAUCUCCUGGUCAAGAGGAUACUGGAGAUAUUAAGGAGGCUAUACACAGUCCCCUGUGCGAGUCCUGAAACCAACAGACACUAUGGUACUGGUCCCCAGUGGUUGAUUGUACUAAUAACUUCUAUGACUUACCACUUCCCAACUCAAGACUCUUCUGCCAUAGAUUCACAUGGUCAAUAAAAUUAGUCAAAUUACUGUCAUUAACAGAUUACUACAACAUGGGAGCUGCUUAUACUACAGGCUACAUGAGAACAAUUACAUUAGGAUACAUGAUCUCAGCAAUGAUAAAAUUGGGUUGUACCAACAUAUCAAAAGUCAUGCUUCAGGAUGAUGGAAUUAUAAGGGAUUUUAAUCUUCUUCCUUAUUUUCCUAUAAAGAUCACAUAUACUUUUAUACUAAAAUGCUGUAAAAAUAACAUCCUAUUUACUUUUUCAAGGUUGAGGUGAUUGGAGUGUAGACUAAGAUCUCUGGGGUUUGUUGGUCUUCUGUGAGAAUAAUCUUGGGGAGAUGGGGUAGCUUCUUCUGGGGAGCUGUAAGCAUCUCAGCAUAAGGGCACUCAUGACAAACCAAAGUAAUGAUUAUACCCAAGUCCAGUUUGGUGCGCCAAUGAGUUUAUUGGGCUUACUUAUGGGAACAUUGGUGAGCGGUUCCUUAGACGGGUGUGGGUGACCUUAAAACAGCGGUCUUAGCACAGAUGACAACUUCUUCACAGUUGCAUAGAUGGUGCCCCGCCCCCUUCAGUUAGUUAAUCUUCCUCAAACUGUCAUCCUCCUGCUGCCUUCAGAGCUCCACAGUGACAAGCAGGCCUUCACCACCCACCAUGCCUGGCCUGGUAGCAAUAGAUGGGAGGGAGCGGGAGCAGAGGCUCAGUGUUUCUCUCUUUCGGUGACUGUGAUGAGCAGAGUAAUCACUCUGUUUUGUAACACAAGUCCCCUGGAAGUUAAACUUCAAAUGAAUGCCAGUGGGCACUGGAGGAUGACCUUGAACUCCUGAUCCUCCUGCUUCUACCUCCUAACUGCUGGGAUUAUAGGCAUGUGCCACCACACAGAGCUGGUAUAUGUAUUUUAAAAAUUGGAUCACAUUGUAUGUUUCUGUAUGUUCACAAGAUCACUCAGGUAGAAAUUUAAGCAUGCUGUAACCACAUAAGUUCAGAGCACAGAGGUAUAAAAGAAAAAAAGCAGAAGUUCUCUGUUGUCCUCAUUCCCCUUAAAUUUGUUCUUGUUCUAUCUCUCUUCAAUCAUGAGUAACCACUGUUGCAGGUCUUAUGCACAUUUAGAGUUUUUCUAUGUAUAUUUAACAUAUUAGAGUUUUAGAAAGCCUAUGUAUGGGACCAUACUUUACACACGAUUAUGUUGUUGACUUAUUUUGUUUAACAAGAAGAUGGCUGGGACUUGCUUGGAUGUCAGCCUGGCUCCAGGCUCACUGAAAGACCCUGUCUCAAAGGACUAAGCAGAGAGAGAGAGAGAGAGAGAGAGAGAGAGAGAGAGAGAGAGAGAGAGAGAGAGAAUAGAAUGCCCGAUGGUUUCUUUGUACCUCUGCACACCGCACAUAGGCACACUUCCAUGUGUGUGCAUCCAACAGACACACAUAAUAAUAAUAAUAACCCUCUUUUGCACAGUGGUGGCAUACAUCUUUAAUCCCAGCACUCUGGAGACAGAGACAGGUGGAUCUCUGUGAGUUUGACGCCAGCCUGGUUCAUAAAGAGACUUCCAGGACAGCCAGGGCUACACAGAGAAACUGAAACUCUCUCCAUAAUUUCUGCUUUGAAAUCCCUGAUAACGAAGACACCUUACAUGGACCUUGGUGGUUCAGUGCAAACACAUGAGACAGAUAAGGUCAUCUGACACCAGGGAGAAUGCAUCGAGAAGCUCUUGUAUCCCUAAUUUGAACCUUUAAGAAAAGCCUUGCAUGCCCCAUGAAUCUAGUGAGUUCUUUUUCACAUCCUCUUUAGCAAGGCCUCUCCUAACCACUGCUAUUACUUUGUUUUUACUUUCUCCAUGGUACAGUAUGGGUGACUAUGUAUCUUCUUGUUUAUAUAUUCUCAUGUACACUAAAAUGUAAGCUUAAUACAGUCCUGUUUUCAUUAUUUACUAAUGCACUCCAGAGACUAAGACAAUGAAACAGAUUGUUGAAUCAAUUCAUAAAUAAAUCUUUCUUCUCAUAA
Arvicola amphibius (Eurasian water vole) is the source of this 3326-nucleotide messenger RNA. It is a transcript of the gene Fcgr2b, whose product is annotated as Fc fragment of IgG receptor IIb. NCBI's taxonomy places the organism in Eukaryota, Metazoa, Chordata, Mammalia, Rodentia, Cricetidae. The record is from RefSeq and is a predicted model, not a curated record. Gene Ontology annotation, biological process: cell surface receptor signaling pathway. The transcript has 8 exons. Bases 74 to 1102 code for a protein of 342 amino acids. Gene Ontology annotation, molecular function: transmembrane signaling receptor activity.